This is a messenger RNA of Balaenoptera acutorostrata (minke whale), 3956 nucleotides long. Its product is annotated as CTD small phosphatase-like protein 2. Gene Ontology annotation, molecular function: phosphoprotein phosphatase activity. The transcript has a single exon. NCBI's taxonomy places the organism in Eukaryota, Metazoa, Chordata, Mammalia, Artiodactyla, Balaenopteridae. The record is from RefSeq and is a predicted model, not a curated record. The coding region runs from base 153 to 1553 and encodes 466 amino acids.
CGGGAAAUGGCGACUGGCUGAAGGAGCUGGUUCUGUUGCUGCUGCGGGCUAAGCGGGAAAGACACCACGUGUUGCGCAGUCGGGACCAUCGCCGGAGCCUGAGGACACUUCUCUGUCGUCACAGUUAGUUUUACAUGUGGCACCCAUAAAAGAUGAGGCUGAGAACACGGAAAGCUUCUCAGCAAUCAAAUCAAAUCCAAACACAACGCACUGCCAGAGCAAAGAGGAAAUAUUCAGAGGUUGAUGAUAGCCUGCCUUCAGGAGGAGAAAAACCACCGAAGAAUGAAACUGGCUUGUUGUCUUCAAUUAAAAAAUUCAUUAAAGGAAGCACACCCAAAGAAGAGAGAGAAAAUCCUUCAAAACGGAGUAGAAUUGAACGUGAUAUAGAUAAUAAUUUGAUCACAUCAACACCAAGAGCAGGAGAAAAGCCUAACAAACAGAUAUCUCGAGUAAGACGGAAAAGUCAAGUAAAUGGAGAAGCUGGUAGUUACGAAAUGACAAAUCAACAUGUAAAACAAAAUGGAAAAUUAGAAGAUAAUCCUUCCUCUGGCAGUCCUCCAAGGACUACAUUGUUGGGGACCAUAUUUUCUCCUGUCUUCAACUUUUUUUCACCAGCAAAUAAAAAUGGAACAUCAGGAUCCGAUUCCCCAGGACAGGCUGUGGAAGCUGAAGAGAUAGUAAAACAGCUUGAUAUGGAACAGGUGGAUGAGAUCACUACCAGUACUACUACAUCAACUAAUGGAGCAGCUUACUCAAAUCAAGCAGUUCAAGUGAGGUCAUCAAUAAAUAAUGGUUUAGAAGAAGCAGAAGAAACAGUUAAUCGUGAUAUCCCACCCCUUACAGCACCAGUAACUCCAGAUAGUGGUUAUUCAUCAGCCCAUGCAGAGGCCACCUAUGAAGAAGACUGGGAAGUAUUUGACCCCUAUUAUUUCAUCAAACAUGUUCCACCACUGACAGAAGAACAACUAAAUAGGAAACCUGCCCUUCCAUUGAAGACAAGAAGCACACCAGAAUUCUCCCUAGUUUUAGACUUGGAUGAAACACUAGUACACUGUAGUUUAAAUGAGCUAGAAGAUGCAGCACUUACUUUUCCAGUCCUUUUCCAAGAUGUCAUUUAUCAGGUUUACGUGAGAUUAAGACCAUUCUUCAGGGAAUUCCUGGAACGAAUGUCUCAGAUGUAUGAGAUCAUUCUUUUUACUGCUUCUAAGAAGGUGUAUGCAGACAAGUUACUGAACAUACUAGACCCUAAAAAGCAACUGGUCAGGCACCGGCUUUUCCGCGAACAUUGUGUUUGUGUACAAGGAAACUAUAUAAAGGACUUAAAUAUCCUUGGAAGAGAUCUUUCAAAAACUAUAAUAAUUGACAACUCACCACAAGCCUUUGCAUAUCAGCUAUCUAAUGGAAUCCCUAUAGAAAGCUGGUUUAUGGAUAAAAAUGACAAUGAACUUCUAAAAUUGAUUCCAUUUCUGGAGAAGCUAGUAGAACUGAAUGAAGAUGUUCGACCUCACAUCAGAGACCGAUUUCGCUUGCAUGAUUUGCUGCCCCCAGAUUAAGUACAAAGACUUGUCAAAUCACUGAAGGGGGAGAGAAUGCAGGACCCUUUUGGACUAAGACAAAAACAUUGCCAUUACUGUUGAAAUUUUGCAUUUUUGUACCCCGUCUUGCUUUUCUUAUCUUGGUGCCCAAUAAUAAUCAAGGGUUACAGAAAGAGACUUUAUCUCAGAUUGAAUACAUACAGUAGGUAGGCUAAAACAGAAGAGUCUUUAGAACUAGUGCAACUUCCAGUGAAAUUUUUUUAUGUACAGGACAUCUGCAGUUUAUAAAGAAUUCUGUUUCUGCCACCAGCAGUUUGACCUGUAGUCACACAGGAUUUUAUGAUAAUAACAGAGAUGAAAAUGGACUUUUAUUUUCUCUCUGUUUGGUGCUCUAAGUGGGUUUGUAGCCACUUUUCUGUUACUUUAAAAUUCUCAUUUCAACAGGAAUGGCCAGUAAAAGUUGUUUUAUUUUUCCUGUUAAGGUUUAUAACCUUUUUACAUUUUUGACCUGUAUUAGAUUAGAAUUUCAUUAUGCAUUCCUUUUAGUUGAGGCGCUUCAUAGUUUUCUGGAAAUAGUCAAUUUUUAGUUUUUUAUUAUACAUUUGAAUGGCCGUUUUCCUGCUUUGUCUGCCUGCAUAUUGUAUAUUUGUUUAAAAAUAUUCUCUACUUUUAGUCCAUGUAAGUUUCAUUUAGAACAUGCAUUUAUAUUUUGUUUCUGUAAUAUUCUACUGUAGGUGAAAUCUUUUCAAAAAUCAAGAGACUGGGUAGAUAAGAAUAUAUGAAUGACUAAUAUUCAAAAGAUUUAAACCAUUGUGAUGGCAUGUGUUCCCAAGUGGUAAUAUCUUGCAGUGGCACACAGAUUUGAUGGAUAAAAGGUAUACCUCAGACUUCACUGUGCUCACCAAUCUUUGAGGAGAAUGCGUUUGGUCACCUGUUGGGCUUGAUUUGGUUACUGAUGCCUUUGGUUUUCUCCAGGAAUGAAGUAUUCAGCACAGUGAUUCAGUAUUUUUAGUUACUUUGCAUGGGCUGGUAGUACCUCUGUUAUGCUCUCAGUUACAAUCAAUUAAAACUCUGUGUAACAGUCUUGGUACCUUACAGUAGCUAUGCAUAAUCCUGUGGCACAGUAAACUCCCAAGCCACCAAUGCAGUUAAUAUGUUCUCAUAGUGGUUUUCUAUGCUAUAUGAAAAUAGUCUUCAAGCCUUGGUUCUCUAAUGCAGCUACCACAAGAGGUUGAUAUUUUUAUAGUGGCGUGUAAUCUCUUUUUCGGGAGGCUUUUUAUGGAAGGUAGAAUUUGUAAAAGUUAGUAUGCUUUGCCUCUCAACUGCAUUAUCAUGCCACAGGCUCAGACUGUUUUUGUGUAAAGGAUGUCAAAGAACGGCACUUUUUCUAAAGAGAAGUUUGAUAUUUUGUAUGCUUGUUAAGAAAGUACAGUAUUGGAAAUUAAAGGUGGACAACUGAUAAUUGAGGAGUAUGUCACUUAAUUUUUUAUGUAUAUUUACCUGUUUACUUGUACAACUUAUUGUACAAAUUACAUGCAGCUUCAUUUUCAAAUGAAUCCUUAAAAUAAGGAAAUCUUUUUAGGAAAACAUUUAAUUUUUGUAUUUUUGAUUUUAAAGGCAUGAGUUAUGUCAGUUUUCAGUGUAUUAAUGAAGAUUUUAACUUUUCAUCAGGUUGAGUGUUUUCUUACUAUAUUAUCUGUUGUGUAUGUAGUUAGCAUAUUGUGUCACUGAACUGUUUAAAAAUCUAGCAUGUAGAGCAAGCCUGUUUUGUGGAAAAUCCUUAUUCAUUAAAAAAAUAAUCAUGGCAGAUUUUCUGCAAAAAAAAAAAAAAAAAAAGCAAAAGCAUUUGCAAUUCAGAAUACUGGGGUUUUUUUUGUUGUUUGUUUGUUUUUAAUUUAAAGAAAGGUAUUUUGCUUGCAGGAAAAAAAUACUACAGAUUCAUUUUAAUGAGAAUCUUUGAAAUGUAUUUAUCUUUAGGGCAUCUGGGCAUCUUUAUGCUGUUUGUCUUCUGUCUUUCUUGAAAUAAAAUGUACAUAUGUUACCUUUACAUAUGCUCUUGCUCAAAAUUGUGAACCUGGUUACAUUUCUCCUUGCUCCCUUUUUAUGUUCAAACAGCAAAACCCAAAACCUAUACAGGAUCUAAACUUUCAGCUUGCAUUAUAAUUGCUGAAAGCUUUUCUGAUUAAGUAAAUACAGUCUCAAUGGGCUUUCCCACAACUAAAAGGGAAAUGUAAGCACCUAUAUAUACCACUGUGCCUAUAGGCACUUUAAAAACAACUUUUAAUCAUCUUUUAUUGGUAAAGCUGUUUUUGAUCCCCUGCUAGGAGAGCUCCUUUAAGUUGACUGACAAAUGAAUCAAGCCUAACAAGAUUCUGUAAAGAAAUAAACUAAGGGAGAAUUUUAUAUGGCCUGAGAAAAUUU